GGCGAGCGGCGGCCAGCGAGGCCCGGGAGGUGGCGGAGGCCCAGGCGGCGGCGGCGGCGGCGGCGGCGGCCAAGGAGGCGGCGCACGGAGAGCGGCGGGAGCAGGCCCGGCCCGGCCCUCGAGCGGCCGCCUGGCUGCAGCAUGCGCGUCCGCCGGGGGCUGCUGCGGCUGCCGCGCCGCUCGCUGCUCGCCGCGCUCUUCUUCUUUUCGCUCUCGUCCUCGCUGCUCUACUUCGUCUAUGUGGCGCCCGGCAUAGUGAACACCUACCUCUUCAUGAUGCAGGCUCAAGGCAUUCUCAUCCGGGACAACAUGAGAACGAUCGGCGCUCAGGUUUACGAGCAGGUGGUUCGGAGCGCUUAUGCCAAGAGGAACAGCAGCGUGAAUGACUCAGAUUAUCCUCUUGACUUGAACCACAGCGAAACCUUCCUACAAACCACAACUUUUCUUCCUGAAGACUUCACCUACUUUGCAAACCAUACCUGCCCCGAAAGGCUCCCUUCCAUGAAGGGCCCCAUAGCCAUAAACAUGAGUGAAAUUGGAAUGGAUGCCAUCCAUGAACUCUUCUCUAAAGACCCAACCAUCAAGCUCGGAGGUCACUGGAAGCCAUCGGAUUGCAUUCCUCGAUGGAAGGUGGCAAUCCUUAUCCCCUUCCGGAACCGCCAUGAGCACCUCCCGGUCCUGCUCCGACACCUGAUUCCCAUGCUCCAACGCCAGCGCCUACAGUUUGCAUUUUAUGUGGUGGAGCAAGUUGGCACCCAGCCCUUUAAUCGAGCCAUGCUUUUUAAUGUGGGUUUUCAAGAAGCAAUGAAGGACCUGGACUGGGACUGUCUUAUUUUUCAUGAUGUGGAUCAUAUACCAGAGAGCGAUCGUAACUAUUAUGGAUGCAGACAGAUGCCAAGGCACUUUGCAACUAAACUGGAUAAGUAUAUGUAUCUGCUUCCUUAUACUGAGUUCUUUGGUGGAGUGAGCGGCUUAACAGUGGAACAGUUUCGGAAAAUCAAUGGCUUUCCUAAUGCUUUCUGGGGUUGGGGUGGAGAAGAUGACGACCUGUGGAACAGAGUGCAGAAUGCAGGCUAUUCUGUGAGUCGGCCAGAAGGUGACGCGGGGAAGUACAAGUCCAUUCCUCAUCACCACCGCGGAGAAGUCCAGUUUCUUGGAAGGUAUGCGUUGCUGAGGAAGUCCAAAGAACGGCAAGGGCUGGACGGCCUCAACAACUUGAACUACUUUGCAAACAUCACAUAUGACGCCUUGUAUAAAAACAUUACUGUCAAUUUGACACCCGAGCUGGCUCAGGUGACCGAGUACUGAGACGAGGGGAGAAUAUAUGUUUGCUUCACCCACCACCCCCAAGAAAGCAGCCUGACGACAUGUCUCGGGGCUCCGCAGAGGAAGAAAACAGAAAUCCAGUGUGGAUCCAUGAGGGAUCACAGGGUUCAAGGAAAAAAUGUGAACAGAGCACACGCACAUAACGCCUUCACCGUUUGGACCCACUGGACUUGAGGGAGUCAGCCGGGAACUGACUUGCUCUUUUCACAAGACAGACGUCUGUCCUGCUGCUCUUCUCCCUCAUCUUCUGCCCUGACGUCCCAUCUCCUCCACAAUCUGCAGAACCGGAACUGUGAUCCGCCACCAUCCCGCCACGAAUGGCCUUGGGAGCUUCUUGCCCUUCAGAGCAAAGAGGCAGACCCACCACAGGGCAGCUGUGUUUUAGGAAGAGCAAAGGCAACUCCACACAACCAUUCUUCUACAUCUCUGGUGUUCUCUUUGGUUUCAUUAAAAAAAAAAAAAAAAUUACCUGCUUUGGGUGGGGAUGAGGGGGGAGUGGGGGAGGGAUUGGGGAAGAUAAAUAGACAUAUAACAAUCACUUCUUGAAGAAGUAUAAUUGUAAAUAAGCCAUGUAAAAUGCCUUUUUUAAAUUUAAUUUUCUAGCUGGCUCCAAUUCAAACCGAGGGUUUAUAAAUUAGAUCCCGUAUUUGUUUGGCAGAUGCAGGAACUCAGCUCAAGUGGAAUAACAUCGUCUCCCAAAUUGCUGUCACUCUGGAAGGGAGUGGUUAUAGGGCAUGUCACAAGAGAGCAAAACAGUCCAAUCUUUAUCACCGGUAGCUAACUUCUUGUGCCCCCACCCCUGUCCCCUUUUCCAAAAGUCUUGCUCCCGACUUUGGCUCUGGAGUCUCUGCCCUGCUGGGCACGUCCACUCUCAUCCCAGUCUUGUGCUGAACACGAAGCUGCUGUGUUAGAACACUGCUCUCCCGCUUGAAGCAAACCCGUCAGGUGGGCCCACUGUGCACACACCCCUGGAUCUCUGGACUUCCUGUCUUGUCCUUCCAUCAUCGUAAAGAGAGAGUGUGGGUGUUGGUUUUCCCUACUUCCGUCUCUCUCUCUCUCUUUCUCUCUCUCUCUCCUUCUUUCGCUUGCUCUUAUGGAACUUGGCCACAGUUUCUGAAGUCUGUGCCUAAAUUACCAACCAGCUUCAGUGAUUCCUUUGAAUAUUUCCCAUUUUGGUUUCUGGAAAGCUUUGUCGUUAACACUAUUAACUAGGACAUAGAAUGAUGAGCAACUGAAUUAUGAAGAAUUCAGCCAGGGAGCAGGUGACACUCGUGUGCUAUGGGUCAGCUGGGAUCCAGGUUAGACCAAAUCCAAGCUUUGGGAUUAGACUAACAAAGCUGCCGGACGGCGGCCGCAGGAGCCCAAGUGCUCCAUUCACACCCCCAUGUGCUUUCUGAAGUCAGAUUCUCAAUCACAUUUGAAGUUGUGCCUUUGUGUUUUCGCCUGAGCCGAAUCCCUCACCUCAUAGUCCCCUUUGGCUUCUGCAGAAUUCUGAAAAAUGCCAGGUUUUUCCCCUCCUUUUCCAUAAAACAUAUUUAUAUAUCAUUAUUAGGAGUACUUUCUGAAGAGUACUUCAUGUUUUUUUUUAAUUGCCUUGUUUGCCUUCAACUUCCUUAAUUUUCAUGGUUUACAUGGGUGUGUGUAGAGGCUGUAUUUGUUUAUAUACACAUGGGUUGGGGGUUUAUUCCAUUGCAUGUGUUGGUUCCAUGGACGUAUGAUCCCCACACGCUGUGGGAGUGAUUGGCCAGGCCUUGUUUUUUUUGUUGUGUUUUUGUUCCUUCAAAGAGGAGAAUGCUAUUUAGAAAAUAAACUGCAUUGCAAAGCUCUUACCAGCUCAUAUGAGAGAGCAGACUCCUGCCCUUGAACACGCUGGUAAGUUGUAUCAUAAUGUUUUAAAAGAGUUUUUUUUUUGUUUUUUUUUUGAGCAUUUCGUGCUUUAAAAGACCUUCACGAGGAACAUGACACACAGACGUUCUUUUGGCUUUCCUUUGAUGUAUGGUGCAAAUAGCAAUAAAGAUUUCUUUCCCCCCUUCCUUUGAGCACCCCCAGGCCUCUGGGCUAGCCUGGCCUCUUCUCUCUGAGGGCUGUGAGCUGCUUUCAGUGUGACAAAAUUAUGAUGUCAUUUGGAAGAAUUUGCCAGGACAGACUGAUUCUUGGUCAAGAAUGGCUCGUGUACACUCGGCAGCAUUGUAAAAUGAUAUUGUUUGAAGCCUUUCAUUAACACAUUUACCAUCAAGAACAAAAUGUUGGCAAAAGGCUAACACCUGAUUUGAAAAAGAAAAUGCUGAUUUGAGGACAAAAGGAAAAGUCUCUUUCCACUGCUCAAAGUAGGGUCAUUUAAAUCAUCUUGCAGUCAUGUGUGAGUUUGUUUUAUUCAUGUGAAAUCUCUUGCUGUGCACUGUAAGUCAUUUAUCCACCAAGCUGAGUAUCGUGUGGGGAAAGGUAAAAGUUAAAAACACAGCCAGGCCUGUGUGCUGUUAAUAGUGUGAAAUUCUCACGUUAAGAAAAAAAGAACAAUAAGAACCAAAUGUGACCUUGCAUAUAUUUUGACAGCUGAAAUUCUUUAAGGCUACCAACGAAUGACCCCUUAAAUCAGUCUUGUCUUUUGAUUGCUGCGUAUAGGAAGAAGUUUUCCUUUCACGCUGUUUUGUUUUGGGGGGGGUUAUCAGCAAAACUAUUCAUUCUGACAUUACAGGGCCUCUUGUGAGAGCCUCUCUACCACAGACGUUAAGAGCUAAGCAGCAGCACACGUACUGAUUGUAUCCACUCACCAAUGACCAUUACAUUGAACGUAGCUCGCUUACUUCCAUCACUACGAGUUUUUUGAGCUUGCUUUUAUGUUUUAAGAGGUGCCAGGGGUACAUUUUUGCACUGAAAUCUAAAGAUGUUUUAAAAAACACUUUUCACAGAAAA
Molecule: messenger RNA, 4239 nt
Organism: Aethalodelphis obliquidens (Pacific white-sided dolphin)
Lineage: Eukaryota; Metazoa; Chordata; Mammalia; Artiodactyla; Delphinidae
Gene: B4GALT5
Product: beta-1,4-galactosyltransferase 5
Exons: 9
Coding region: 142-1308 (388 amino acids)
Biological process (GO): carbohydrate metabolic process; glycoprotein biosynthetic process
Cellular component (GO): Golgi apparatus
Molecular function (GO): UDP-galactose:glucosylceramide beta-1,4-galactosyltransferase activity
Source: RefSeq, a predicted model, not a curated record